AUGGAACCUAAAAUCUUGUACCUUAACGUCGGUGGUAAAGUGUUUGCAACCACCACGAAAACACUACAACGAAUUCCAAACUCAUACUUGUGCAGAUUGAUCAACGAUCCACUGGCAUUACGAGAUGAGAGCGGACGACUAUUUAUCGAUCGCAAUCCAGACCUUUUUUCCUUUGUACUGGACUUCUAUCGUGUCGGGAAGCAGAGCAUCCCAAGGCGCCGGGAUGAAUUACUCCGGCUGUCCGAAGAAGCAAAGUUUUAUCAGCUCAAUGAAAUGGCCGAAGCCAUAGCUGAGCAAAUGAAGUACAGACGCACUUGUAUCACAAUUGGAUAUCGUGGAACGUUUAGCUCCACUCGAGACGGAAGCACAGAUCUGCGGUUCCGUAAGCUAACCCGGAUUCUUGUGUCAGGUCAAACUCAAGAAUGCCGGCGCAUAUUUGGUGAUAGCCUGAACGACACUCGAGAACCGGAUAUUGAUAAUAAUUACUCCUGUCGAUUUUACCUCAAGCAUUCUGUACUAGAACAGGCGUUCGACCUUCUCUGCAACAAUGGGUACGAUCUGGUGAGUGCGUGCGCUUCCGGCACCAAUUCAGUUGCAAGUGAUGUGAAAUUUGGACAAGACGAGGAAGAAUUGCGUUGGCAACAUUACAAUGAGUUUAUAUUUGUGAAGAACGAUCAAGUUUGA
Molecule: messenger RNA, 684 nt
Organism: Dicrocoelium dendriticum
Lineage: Eukaryota; Metazoa; Platyhelminthes; Trematoda; Plagiorchiida; Dicrocoeliidae
Source: the annotation of a GenBank genome assembly